This is a messenger RNA of Diabrotica balteata, 6960 nucleotides long. The record is from the annotation of a GenBank genome assembly. NCBI's taxonomy places the organism in Eukaryota, Metazoa, Arthropoda, Insecta, Coleoptera, Chrysomelidae.
CAGUUUUUGAUUAUCUAAUCAACCUAUAUAAGAUGAGGUACAUCUUAUUUUAAAAUCUAUUUUAAAUUUAUUAUUUGUGUACGAGUUUAAAAUAUUGAAAGUACAUACACACUCUGUUGUUAGAAAGCCGUGAAGAAAAUAGAAUAUUUUUGGGCUCGAUCAACAUUCCUAAUGGAAUCAGAUAUGUUGCUGAUAGCCUUGUUGUUGAUGUUAUAUCCAAACGAAGGAAUUUGUGGAUCUUGUUCGUUCAGUGGCCAUACCUUUUACUGCAGCAAAAUAAAUCAGGGCCAGUUUAUAUACGAAAUAUUUAGACAAGAAGAGUAUUUAUCAAGUAAUUAUGUAAAUACGAUAAUAAUUGAGGACUCCAAUUUUGAGACCAUUGAUGACUUCCCUAAUUUAAGUGAUUUAUUGCCAAAUAUAACUAUAACAGAUUUAGCCAUCCGCCGAUCAUCUAUAAGAAGUAUAUCUGACAGCAUCUUCAACGUGUUUAAUCAGUUGGUAAAUCUUGAUUUAAGUGAAAAUUACAUAGAAAAUGUUACGUUUUGCGCUGAUUUAUCAGUUUCCGUUCAGACGCUAAAUUUAAGUCACAAUAAUAUUUCUAUUAUUGAUAUAAGCAAAAGACAAGUAGUUUUAGAUUACCUAGAUUUAAGUUAUAAUAAUCUUACCGAAUACACUGAGUCUUCGACUGAUCGGGAUUUCGUGGGAAAGUCUCUUGACCUAAGCUAUAAUACCUAUUUAACUAACGUUUCUCUUUUAGAAAAAAAUGUUCUAUACAUUUUAGGAUGUAAUAUUAAAAAUUUUGUCGAUGACUUGACGGUAAAAAAAAUAUUUACUGACUUUUUACCUUACCAUUACAUUAAUGUAGUUGAUUUGUUUACAAUUUCUAAUACAAAUUUAAAUUCCUUAUCAACUGAAAAUUCAAAACUCAUAAUAUCCUGUGAAAGUAAUCACACUGUGUUAGAUUUUUCUAAUACCAAUCUAACGAAAAUUGAAAAAAAUUUUUUUGAUAAUAUUACUGCGGGUGCCUGUUUUGAACUAAAUCUUAGUUUCAAUAACCUCUCUAAUUUAAAGGACAGUAUAUUAGGAAAAGCAGGAAUUAAAAAAAUAGAUCUAUCAUUUUCUGAAUUAAAAGAUAUUAAUUUCGAAGUUUUUGAAUCAUAUAAUCGUAUAGCUGAAAUAAAUUUAACAGGAAAUUAUUUAGAAAGGAGUAUUUGUGGUGGAGACAUUGUUUUAUAUAGUAUGUAUUCUCUAGACAUGUCGUUAAAUAGUCUAACAGAAGUUAAUUCAUAUAUAUUUCGAAAUUGUAUUAAUUUAAAAUACAUAAAUAUGUCACAGUGCCUUAUAGAGUAUGUUGCAUCCGAUAGUUUUAAAUCAUUGCAGAAAUUAGAAUCUAUCAAUCUAAGUAAUAACAAAAUAAUUGCCAUAGAAUCAGAUACUUUCCACAACCUGCAAAAUUUAAUAGUUUUAGAUAUAUCUGAAAACAAUUUAGAAUCCAUCAAGGAAAACGCCAUCUCCAACUUAGAUUCUCUUGAGGAAAUCUUAGUUUCUAGGAAUAAUUUUUAUGAAACUCAUAAACUAACUAUUUACAGUGGUGCUUUUCAAGACCUAAGUAAACUUAAAGAACUGCGACUUUCUGAAUUAGGAAUUGUCAAAAUUAUGCCCGGAGCUUUUAAAAAUCUUUUAAACUUAAAUAUCAUUGAUUUAAGGAAUAAUGAUUUCACUGCCAUUGAUAGUGUUUUUUCUAAUAUCCAGACUCAAGCAUUAUAUUUAGGUAAAAUAUCUGAUCCACUGCAUUUUGAUUCAUCCGUUAACAUUACUAACUUGUUCCUACAAACCGAUUACCAAGAAAUAUUAGAAGAACAAUUUAUUGUUAGCAUCAACUUGAAGCAUUUACAUAUUUUGGAUUCUACUAUUUCGCAUAUAUCGGAUAAUUUUCUAUUGGGCUCAUAUAAAUUAGAAUAUAUACACUUUGAAAAUACAACUGUAAAAUCUGCAGGUUCCAAAGUUUUUGCUGGUUUAUUUAACUUGUUGGAUUUAAAUGCAACAAUUUUCUUCAACGAGAUAGAAGUUCUCGAAGAUAAUAUGUUCAAUGAUUUAUUUAAUCUAAAAUCUCUACAUAUAUCAAAUGGUAAGUUGACGAAAAUCAAAAAAGAUGCUUUUUUUGGGCUAAACAACUUACAAAAUUUAUUUUUAAAUAACAAUCAGAUUGAUCAGUUGGAUCUAACACCUUUCAGGAAUCUUAAUCUAUCUCUAUUAGAUUUAUCAAACAACGCUUUCGAAACUAUAGAUAUAAAAUCUAUAACUAGAAGCCUACCUUAUUUGAAAACUUUGGAUCUUGGUGAUUGUCAACUAAAAAAUUUGAGUGUAACCAAUACGAUAGUGAACGAAAACUUGGAAACCUUGAUUUUAUCUAACAAUAUGUUAACUGAUAUACCUUAUUUGAUUGUUGAGUCAUUUCCAAACUUACGGAUUUUACAUAUUAACCAAAACAUGUUAUCAGAAAUCCGCCCUCCACAUAAUUGCCCAAAUAUAACGGAAAUAAGAGCAGAUGGCAACAAUUUAAUAAAUUUGUAUGAACUUAGUGAUAAAAAUAAAUUGAAAUUUUUAAAUAUCUCCGAUAACCCAAAUUUGGGUAUAUACGUGGACCUAACUUAUUUAGGAGCACUUCCAGACUUGGAAACAUACUUAAUGGAUAAUACUGACAUAAGACUAAGAUUUGAUCUAGUUAGUAAUUACUUUCCUAGUUUACAAAAGGUAGGACUUAACUAUAACCAUUACCAUUGCGAUGAUUUACAAAAUCUUUUACAAAAACUGGACAAAAGAAAUAUAAGUUAUGUACCGAAUAAUCCUAGGUAUGACAUUGAUAAUGUCGAAGGAAUAACUUGUUCAAAUAAAACAACAUUAUUAUCAACGUAAUCAUCAUCAGCUAUCACAACCACGUUCUUUACACUCUCGACCAUAGACAAAACAUUAUAGGUCCCACAUCUUAACAGUUUUAGUAAUUUAGUUUAUUUAGUGAGUUGCUUAAUGUAUAGGAAGGGUAUAGGAAAAAAAAACAAUUAAAAUAGCAAAGAGAAAUAUAACUUUAUCGUGUAUAAUUCAAAAACAAAAUGGAAGAAAGCGGAUAUUAUAAAUGAUGCAAGGAAACACAAGGUAUACCAAGAGAUACCAGUCUUUAUCUACAUGACAAUUAUGUAAUUUAAAAAUGGUUUUUUAGGUUUGAACUAAUGUUUAAUUAUUAUCUGAACAUGUCAGGUUUUGGUACCAAUAAAAGAGGUAUUUAGAAAUAGAUCUAGGUCAAGAUUAGAUUACUAUGAUGUUAUUUAAAAGAAAUUGCGAUUUUCGUUUCAUGCGAUACAAGACCCAGAAUUAGGAAGGCCUAUUAUGUAUGUACAUCAUACCUCUCCUAAUUCUGGCCAUUCAUCUCUGUUAUGUGUAAGACGUUUCCACAUUGGCCCUGCAGUUCUUUUAAUAUUAUCGCUACAUCGCAUAUUCGAUCUUCCUCGUGGUCUUUUGGCUUCAUAUGGCAGCCAAUUCCCGAUUUCUUUAUUUUAUCGGCCAUCCGUAAGAUUACUGUUAUGUCCAGCCCAUUUCCAUUUCAGUUUAGCUGCGUGUUCGACAGCUUAUUUUACUUUUGUUCUAUUACGAAUGUCUUUAUUGGUUUUAUGGCCUUUAACUGAGAUACCCAGCAUCUGUCGUUCCAUAGCUCUCUGAGUUUUUCUGAUUUUCUCCAUGUUAAUUUAGUGAAAGUCCAGGUUUGAGCUCCAUAUGUAAGCACAGGUAGGAUACAGGAAUAAAACACUUUGAUUCGCAGUCUUUGAGAGUCUUCCGAUAGCUGCCCAUCCCAUUUUUACACGUCUGCUUAUUUCGGUAGUCUAAUUUUCUUUGCUUACCUUGACAUUGUGACCCAGUUGUGUAUAUUCAUUUACGUGUUCUAUCUCUGUCCCUUCGAUGUUUAUCAUAGGUUUGUCAUCUUUGUUUGACUUUAGUUUAGUUUUGCUGAAAUUCAUUUUCAGUCCAUUUUUUGGGGAUUCUGUGUACAGCUCCUCAAUCAUCGUAUUCAGUGCAUUCCACGUGUCUUCUAUUAAUACUACAUCAUAUGCGUAUCUAAGAUGGUUCAAGUAUCUUCCGUUAAUAGGGAUUCCUUUAUUUUCCCAGUCUAUUGACUUAAAGAUAUCUUCUAAGGCAGCUGUAAAUAAUUUUGGAGAUAGUGUGUCUCAUAACGAGUAGCAUCAAAGAAGCAGCAGAGGAGGUCAUUGGACUAAAAACUAAUUCCGUUAGUAAAAAACUUUGGUGGAAUCAAGAAAUUAAAGAACUAGUACUCCGAAAGAAAAAAGCAUACCACAAAUGGCUAAACACUAAACAGGAGUUAGAUAGAGAAGAAUACAAUGAUAUUAAAAGAACACAUGAACGAAUAAGAAUAGUAAACACAACUAAACGAGAAAUGUGGGACAAAAAAUGCAAAGAGAUAGACACUUAUAUGGGAGGUAAAAAAUGCUCAGAGACGUGGAAAUUACUGACAAAACUUAAAUCAAAUGAAAAAAGAGAAACAAACAUACAAUUAAUAACAACAGAGAACUGGAUCUGACUUUACGAAAAUCUAUUAACAGAAAACAGAGAGAAAUAUAGAGAAAUGUCUCCAACUGAAAUACACAUACAGGGAGAAACGAUAAACAUCGAUGAGAGGACUGUCAUAAAAAUGAUACAACUACUAAAAUAUUGUCGAGCUGCAGGUCCGGAGGGAAUUCCAGCAGAACUAAUCAAAUGUGGCACCAACAAACUGUUUGAACGAUUAACCUGGUGUAUAAACCAAUAUCUAAACGGUGCACCAGUCCCGCAUAAAUGGAAAGUAUCUUUCAUAUCAUCUAUACAUAAGAAAGGAAGUAAACUGGACUGCUCAAAUUUUCGAGGCAUAUCAGUAACCAGUACCUUAAGUCGCCUAUAUGGAAGGAUACUUUGAGACAUUAUCGAACAAGAAUAUAUGGAACAAGAAGAAGAGUAACAAUUUGGCUUUAGGGCGGGAAGGAGCUUCACCGAUAAUGUGUUUGUUUUGAAACAAAUAAUAGAAAAAAGAUCAAGUACCAACCAAGAAACCCACCUUAUGUUUAUAGACCUUCAGAAGGCCUAUGAUACUGUACCCGCUAAAAAGCUAUGGAAGUUUUGCAGGAAACAAACAUUAACCACACAGUAAUUAACGCCCUUAAAUAGCUUUUUGAAGGAUCAACGUCGGGAAUAAAAAAUGAAAAUAGACUUUCAAAAAAAUUUCCUAUAAACAAGGGACUCCGGCAGGGGUGUUGCAUAUCCCCCACAUUGUUUAAAAUCUACGUGGCGAAAGCACUGUAUCAGUGGAAGAGAAAGUGCAGAGGAAUGGGCAUUGACCUGGGAGAAACUUGCCUAUAUACCCUACAGUUUGCAGACGAUCAAGUCCAUAUAGCCAACAAUAAAGAAGACCUGACAUAUAUGGCCAGAAAACUACAGGAAGAAUACAAAAAGUGGGGUUUAGAACUCAAUACACAAAAAACAAAAUAUCUCCCAAUAGGCGUAGAACUAUCCAACAUUCAGAUGGACACAACCGAAAUUGCAUUCUGCACUAAAUAUACCUACCUAGGAAUUGAUUUCGACACCACAGGCACAGACAAUAGGGAAAUUAGAAAACGAAUAACAUAGGCCCGUAGAACAAUUGGAUGCCUUAACGGAGUUCUUUGGAGCUCAGGAAUUGGUAAAAGACGAAAAUACAAUAUAUAUAUAUGAAUCUCUCAUAAAAACCAGCUUAACCUAUGGUACAGAGACAUGGAGACUAACAGAAAGCAAUAAAAGAAAACUCGAAGCAACAGAAAUGGAUGUAUUUAGACGAUCACUUCAAAUAUCUAGGGCAGACAGAAUUAGAAACGAUGAAAUAAGGAAUCGGAUGGGGGUAGAUGGAUCACUGGCAACAGACAUAGAAAGGAAACAACUUAAAUGGUAUGGCCAUGUUCAAAAAAUGCCAGAAACAAGACUACCAAAAAUCGCCAUGAAAUGGAGUGGAUACCACCAAAUCGUAAGAAACGAGGAAGACCAAAAAGAACAUGGAAAGGGGGAAUAACAAAAGAAAUGAGCUGUCGAGACUUGACCGAAGAACAAUGGAAUGAUAGAAAUUCGUGGAAAUUAGUGUCUCCUUGUCUUACUUCUCGGUUGAUCUUUACUGGUCUUGUUUCGAUUCUAUUACCCAAUGUCACUAUCAUUUUAGCUCGUGCGGAAAUAUUAUAAAAUAUUAAUAAUAAUAAAAAUAUAAUAUAUUUAAUAAAAAGCAUUUGAACCACUUAAUUAAUUUUUUAUACACCAGUAAACAUUUUUUGGUUAUCAAUUUAAAUCUGUCAAAAAUAUGUCGUAAUUACGUGAAACUUAAGUAUAUUGUGUCACUUAGUAUAUUCUUGUAUUCCUGUGCGGUUCUCUAGAGAAAUUUGAAAAUGGCUACAGUGAAUUUUGAAAAUUAUCUUAAACUAUCAAUAAAUAACUAGUUUCAUUAAAUCAGUUUAAGGAAAUUGACAAAAUAAAUUAGUCUGUUCCAGCAAUCGUAUACAAGAUAAAGACGAUUAAUCCUUUUUUUUUUCCACAGUAGUAAUUAAAUAUUAAACAUAGACUAUUAACUAUGCGACGCGCGAGGUAAUAACAGAAAAAUUUGCGGAAUAUACUGACGGACACAGGAGCUUUUAAAUAAGAUAUUACUUAUACAAUAUAAUUUAUUUUGAAGAAUUGUAAAGAUAUUGUGUUUAUUACUUUGAAUAUUAUCGAAAAUUUAAUGAUUUAUGUGUUAAGGUUUAAAAAAUAUCAGCGGCGAGAUUUUAAAGUUAGAUUUUAUAUGAUUAUUACGUUAUACUUGAUUGUAAUAAAUGUAAUCAAAACUAUUUAUGUGGUCUUAAUAACUUUUUUUAUAUUUUUUAAAUAUUUAACAAUACUAUGUAAAUAAAAAAAUAUUAACUC